Messenger RNA from Phoenix dactylifera (date palm), 1951 nucleotides. Its product is annotated as rho GTPase-activating protein 5-like. Gene Ontology annotation, biological process: signal transduction. The record is from RefSeq and is a predicted model, not a curated record. NCBI's taxonomy places the organism in Eukaryota, Viridiplantae, Streptophyta, Magnoliopsida, Arecales, Arecaceae. Gene Ontology annotation, molecular function: GTPase activator activity.
UUCUCAAGUAGCAAAAGCCAUAUGUCACAUGAAACGCUUCAGAAAAUAUGGUCGUAACAAAUCCAACGCAGAAGCUCCGUCAACUUUUUGCUCAGCGCCGCGCUCGUCUCGCUUGCCGCCGAGAAUAGUGAUAAAAGAUUGCAAAAAGGGGAGAAAAUGUCCACAUCAAUCCCCCAAGACUCUCCACUCCUCCACCACCACCUCGUCCUUCUUCUCUCCAAACCCCAUCCACCUUCCCCUCAAAUCCCUCCUCUCACUUGUCCCCGACUCCACCAUGCGACCAAACCCUAACCCUAAUCCUUACCCUUCCCUCAUUGUACCCUGAUCUCUCCCUCUCUCUAUCUCUAUCUCUUCGCCAUGGCCCGCUUCCACCUCCACCUCCGCUUCCAGCCCUCCCCUCCCCUUUCGCUCGGCUGCCGCGCCUCCGAGGAGGAUUGCCCGAUUUCGUCGCCGUUGAUCUUGCCGGGGACAGGCGGUGGAGCGGGGGAUAGGGGAAGCGGCGGCGGCCAUGGCCACCAGUUUUCGAUCGUGGCGGUGGUGGUGGCGGCGCUGAGGAGGUCGCUGGUGAUGUGCAGCGUGGGCGCGGCGGCGGAGGACGGGGGCUGCCCCUCCCCGAUGGAGAUCGGCUGGCCCACCGAUGUGCGCCACAUUGCUCACGUGACCUUCGACCGCUUCGAUGGCUUCCUCGGCUUGCCCGUGGAGUUCGAGCCCGAGGUUCCGAGAAGGGUGCCAAGCGCCAGUGUAAGUGUAUUUGGAGUUUCUGCCAAAUCUAUGCAAUGUUCUUAUGAUAAAAGAGGGAAUAGCGUGCCAACAAUUUUGCUUUUGAUGCAAAAGCACUUGUAUUCGCAAGGAGGCCUUCAGAUGGAAGGAAUCUUUAGAAUUAAUGCUGAGAAUAGUCAAGAAGUAUAUGUUAGAGACCAAUUAAAUAGAGGAAUCGUGCCACAUGGAAUCGAUUUACAUUGUCUAGCUGGUCUGAUAAAGGCAUGGUUUCGGGAACUCCCCACUGGGGUGCUUGACUCGCUGACUCCAGAUCAGGUGAUGCAUUGCAACACUGAAGAAGAGUGCUGUCAACUUGCAAGGAUUCUUCCACCAAUGGAAGCAGCAUUGCUUGACUGGGCCAUCAAUCUGAUGGCUGAUGUUGUGGAGCAUGAACAUUACAACAAGAUGAAUGCUCGUAAUAUUGCUAUGGUUUUUGCACCUAACAUGACUCAGAUGGCCGAUCCCUUAACUGCAUUGAUCCAUGCAGUUCAAGUAAUGAACUUCCUCAAGACAUGGAUCAUAAAGACGCUGCGAGAAAGGGAGGAGGCAUCUGCAGUAACCAGGGUUUUCCGUCCCUGUUCUGAGUCUCCUAGUGACAAGGAUGAGCCCAAUUCAGCAAAACCAACUGAAAAAUCUAGUGUGGGUUCUAAUGAGAAAACUAUGGACAUCUGUCUCGUUGACAGAACUGCCUUCAGCAAAUUCUUGUUCGGUGCAGAACAUGCUCCAGAUAGUGAUGUUGAUGAGAGCUUUGAGAGCUUCCAGAAGAAGAGUGAAAGCAGUGAGGACUGUGGAUUCAUUUCUGGAAAAAGUUCGCCCGUCUGUAGUGAUUUAGAUUCAAUAGAAGAUGGCUCUAAAGGUGGCUCGUUGGAUAGGUUGAAUUGGAGGAAAGGAGCAAGGAAGAUUUGCAGGCACCCUGUGUUUCAAUUAAGCAGGUCCAGCAAGAAGUCAGGAGAGCUUGGCAUUGUAAAUUCUAGGGUAGAAGGAAGAGAAGCUUGGGCAUGAGGUGUAUCAUAUAAUGGAAACAUGUUUCAGUAGUUAUCUGUGGUGUCUUUAGUUGUGAUUAUCUGAUGUUUGUGAUGGGUCGCGGGAAUUCAAAAAUUUAGUAGGUUAAUGUUCAUAAUUCAGCUGGAGGAGUAUUAAAUAGAAUGAUCUUUAGUAUAGCAUUGAAGUACCGUGGGAGGUAUUCACAGUU